GGAUCAUCACCAUGAGCUGGAUGUAUGUCUUUCUACCCAUCGUCUGGGGUGCUGUUGUGUCCUCUUACACAGUAGUGGAGCGGACCGUGAGACCAGGAGAAAACGUUAGUCUACAGUGUGACUUUAAACUCUCAUCUGGGGAAACUAUUGUUUGGUUCAGGAACUGUUCUCAUGAAAAUCAGCCAACACUUACUCUGAAAUGGAAGAACAGAGAUCAUGGCACUUUUGAUUACGUAGAGAAUGGAAUACAUUUCUCCCAUUUAAAUAUGAAGUGGAACGAUUCGUCAAAAUCAUACAACUUACUGAUUAAAAACAUCACUGAUUCUCACCUUGGUCUCUACUACUGUGGAAGUGAAAAAACGAUUGUGAUAGAUGGAGACAAGAUUGUUCAAAAAUAUAUCAGCAGAUAUGGAAAUCUGACCACAAGGAUUUCAUUUGUUGUUGGAGACUCUGCUGCUCCAGACUGUGGAGAGUGCUGGAUGCUGCUGGUCAUCCUGUGUCCAUCCUCUGCUCUUCUCCUCUCCCUCCUCUCAUCCUUGGUCGUCUACCUCCGCUGCAGAAGGAAAGAUGAAGACCUCCAUGUUGCUCAGGGAACACCCAACAGUAGAGAUGUAACAUCAAUCAGGAACCAGGAUGAAGAUGGCUUGUGUUACGCUACACUGGAUAUCCCUCUACGUUCUCAGAGACCUAAAAAGAAGAGAGUCCAACCCUCAGAGUUCAGCACCUACUCAGCCAUCAAUACUAAGAGGAUGUGACCAUGACCAAGUCUUUUAAUGCAAACACAUGGACUCUACUUCCUUAAUAUGACCUAAUCUUUGUGCUGUCUAGAGGAGGAAGAACAUCAAUUUCCACUUCAGUCUCAAGAUAAUGCAAACAUUUAAGAAAGUAAACCCGAUAUUAUGUUUGCACUUUAGAUUUUUAGAUACUGUUUGUUGUAAUGGUUUAUUAUCUAUUACGAUUGAGUGAAGGGAAAUGGACAAAGGCCUCUGUAUGUGUAUCAGGUCGUAACAUUUUGCUCUGGCCCAUGUCAACAUAGCUUUCUUCUCUUCACUGGCAGAGCUCUUGGGGUCGCUGGGAAGAAGCUCUUGUGUGGUGGGAGAAUAAUCACUGGGUCUUUUCUUCCUAAAACAAAAUGAACUGCACUCUGACCGUGAUUGUAUGACAGGCUAGCAUUGCAUGGUUUCCUUUUCAUAAUUGAUAUUUGACAUAUCCUCCUUUUCGUUGUUGGUUGCCUGGAAAGGCGUGGCAAUGAAGACACCAGGCACCUUUAUGAAAAAUGUAUUUUCAACCAGAAGUGGUGGCAACGGACACACAGAAAAGGCGGAGCGCUCUGUAAAAAGGUGUUGGGUGCAGCGUGUUUUCUCUGGGCUGCCGCAUGCGUUCUCAUAGGCCCUCUCCUUAUGGGCAACAAUCUUAAAAUAAUCGGACUCACAAACACGCUAUGUGGACACGGCCCUUGUUUCUUUUGCUUUGAUCCGGUUAGUUAAAGGGGUCCUGUCCAUAAUGUUGUCAGACACAUAAUGAUGUUUGCCCGUAUAUUUCCCUCAGACCCUGAUGCAGACACAGAUUCAACCUCCUCUUCGUUGUUUGUGUGUGUGUGUGUGUGUGUGUGUGUGUGUGUGUGUGUGUGUGUGUGUGUGUGUGUGUGUGUGUGUGUGUGUGUGUGUGUGUGUGUGUGUGUGUGUGUGUGUGUGUGUGUGUGUGUGUGUGUGUGUGUUUGUGCUUGGGUGCCUUUGAUAAGACAUGGUUGGUGUGUAAGCUGUAUCUUGAAGGACCUGCUGACCCAUGAUGCUUGCUGUGAUUCUGUUUUAUUUCCCAGACAACCCAUAACAUAACCGUUUUUCUCAUGUUGGCACAUAUCUUCAUUGAUGUGUUAGUGUUUGAAGAGAUAAAAUCCUG
Messenger RNA from Gadus chalcogrammus (walleye pollock), 1899 nucleotides. RefSeq lists its product as uncharacterized. The record is from RefSeq and is a predicted model, not a curated record. The transcript has 5 exons. The coding region runs from base 12 to 755 and encodes 247 amino acids. Lineage: Eukaryota; Metazoa; Chordata; Actinopteri; Gadiformes; Gadidae.